Molecule: messenger RNA, 2040 nt
Organism: Jaminaea rosea
Lineage: Eukaryota; Fungi; Basidiomycota; Exobasidiomycetes; Microstromatales
Exons: 2
Coding region: 1-2040 (679 amino acids)
Biological process (GO): polyphosphate catabolic process
Cellular component (GO): fungal-type vacuole
Molecular function (GO): exopolyphosphatase activity; endopolyphosphatase activity
Source: RefSeq, a predicted model, not a curated record
AUGGGCAGGCUACUGUUAGCGUUGGCUGCGGCCACCCUCGCCCUCUCCACUCAUCUCACAGCGUCAUUGACCGCCCACCUUGAGGACUCGUCCUCGUCCUCCUCCUCCUCCUCCUCCUCUCAGCCCGCCUCGCCGCUCACCGGUCGCUUCCUCCACCUGACGGACCUGCACCCAGACGUCCACUACCAGGCUGGCUCAUCGAUCUCCAAGGGUUGCCACGCUGGCAAGCCCAAGAAGCACGAUCGCGCGGGACACUGGGGCUCUCCCGUCUCAGGGUGCGACUCUCCUCGUCGUUUGGUCGAAGCAAGCAUCGAGUGGGUGAAGCGGGCGUGGACCCCGCCUGAAGGAGACGGGCGCCACGCCGCCUUCGACUUUAUAAUCUGGACGGGCGAUUCGGCUCGACAUGAUUUGGACUCGCUGUUCCCUCGGACGCGCGAGGAGAUCUACGCCUCCAACAAGUGGUGCUUGGACUUGAUCAGUGCCGCUUUCCCUGGAGUACCCAUCGUACCCAAUCUGGGGAAUAACGACGUUUUCCCGCACAAUAUCAUGUGGGGAGGGCCGAGCGAAUUGAUAGGGCAGUACGCCGAGAUGUGGGAUGAGUGGGUGCCGGAGUGGGAACGACAUACGUUUCAGUUGGGAGGAUACUUUACCGUCGAGGUGCUGCAGGGACGAUUGGCUGUUGUUAGCUUGAAUACGCUUUACUGGUACGACUCGAACAAGGUCGUCGAUGGAUGCAAGGGGAUCAAGCGGGAGAGACGCAAGUUGCACAAGGGGCGGGGCCGCAGCUCCUCCUCGGCCUCGGCGUCCUCAGCGCACCUCGACCCGGGCACGCGCCAACUCCUCUGGCUCGAAGCCCAACUCUCCCAACUGCGCAAACGCGGCCUCGCCGUGCACAUCAUCGGCCACGUACCCCCUACGGCUGGCAACUACUUCCCGCGCUGUUAUGCUGCGUACACGGAUAUCGUGCUCGACUACCAGGAUACAGUUGUGGGACAGCAUUUCGGGCAUAUGAAUGUGGAUGCGUUUUGGGUGCAGGAGGAUGUUGAGGCGGAGAGGAGGGCCAAGAAGGACCCCGACGUGGACGAGACGAUUCGCGCAACGACACUCACGGACGACCUGCGCAAGGACUACGCCGUCCUCCCACGCCGCGCAAAGGAAGUCAACGAGUCGUACUACCAUUACUUUUUUACGGCGCCCGGGAUCGUGCCCACUUUCGUGCCCUCGGUGAGGGUGUGGACGUACAAUGUGACGGGGAACGUGGGACGGGGGAUGGGGAGCGAGGGCGAGCAGGGCGAAACUGAGGAUCACGCGGAGGAGGAGGAUGACGAAGACCCAGACGACUCGCCGGAUCACCACCCCGCCUACUCCUCUGCGCAGCUCGUCCUCUCCUCCCCUCCCCCCUCGCCCGACUCAUCAUCCCCCCAUCUAGGCGCUUCCCACUCCUCUCGCCUCCACUCGCUCCGCCGCAAACAUCGUCGUCCCAAGCACGGUCGGCGUCAUAGGCGAAAUCGUCAUCCUUACCCGCGGCACACCUCGCGCCAUUCGCCCUCGCGCACGAAUACGGGAAUGAGCCUCUUGGGGUACUCGCAGUGGAAGUUGGACCUCGAUUGGGCCAAUGACGAGUGGGAGAGACAACGCGGCGAGCGGGGCGUGCACAGCGAGAAGGAGAAGAGGGAGGGGAGAUUGGAUUAUCGACUCGAGUACGCCACUUACACGCCCGAGACGCUAUGGGGCUCUCUGCUCCCUCACGUCGACGCAGAGCUCAACGCAAGCCGCUCCAAACCGUCAAAGGAGCUGCACGAGCCUGUCCCUCGUCGCCUCCUCGAGCGAGAGAUAGCCUUGCGUAGCUCCGACCCGGGGUCCUCCUACUCUUCCUCGCCGCUCGCACGCCUCCCACCACUCAAAUGGCUGACAGAGUACGGGCUGGAGUCCAUCAGUGUCUCCUCGAUGCUUGGUCUUGCGCGCCGGCUAGUGAAAGAAGACGGGCUGUGGAAGCGAUACGAGGGGAGGGUGUACGGGGAAAGUGGGUGGCGCGGGUAG